AUUUAAAAAGUCCACUGCUCAUAAAUUCAGGAAAAAAGGAAAUCGCGAAAAACACAGACCUCCCCUUUUUAUCGCACCAAAACGAAGAUGAAGCAUGGGCUUCUUCAAUGGAGGCCCUGCAACACCCUCUCUACACUCUUCAUCCCCUCUCCUACCUUCUCUAUAAGUAUAACCAAACACAUUCCAUUAGCAGUCUCUUCAAGUAUCGAUUCCACCAAUACCCAACAGCAACGGCAGCAGCAGCCGCAGCAGUUCACAGCGAGAGAGAGGAGGCAGCUGAGGAAAGAGAGGAGAGAGAACAAAGCAGCUUACAAUUGGAGAGAAGAAGUGGAAGAAAGGCUCUUGAAGAAACCCAAAAAGAGAUAUGCUUCCUGGACCGAAGAGCUUAACCUCGACAAUUUGGCUCUAUUGGGUCCUCAGUGGUGGGUGGUUCGGGUUUCCCGGGUCAGGGGUCAGGAGACAGCAGAAGUACUCGCUCGCACCUUGGCUAGGAACUUUCCUGAUAUCGAGUUCAAGGUUUAUGCUCCCGCUAUCCAGGUGAAAAAGAAAUUAAAAAAUGGUUCCUACUCAGUUAAACCGAAGCCCCUAUUUCCAGGAUGCAUUUUUCUAAGGUGUGUAUUAAACAAAGAGAUUCAUGACUUCGUAAGAGAAUGCGAUGGAGUUGGAGGUUUCAUUGGUUCGAAGGUCGGAAACACAAAAAGACAAAUAAACAAACCCAGGCCAGUAGCUGCAGAUGACAUGGAAGCAAUAUUCCGACAGGCAAAAGAGGAGCAAGAGAAAACUGAUCAAGCUUUCAAAGAAGAGCAGCGGGGAGAAGGAACCUUAAAUUCUGAGAAGCUCAGUGUAGACUCUAAUGUAGUUUCCAAUGAAGUUAUAAAUUCUCUUUCAGAUUCUAAACCGAAAAGGCGAGCAAGAAAAACCUCUGACUCACUUGUGAAUGAGUCAUCGUCUACAAAGGAUAAGAAACGCCUUUCUCCAGGUUCAACUGUUCGGGUCGUAUCUGGGACGUUUGCAGAAUUUGUUGGCAGCCUAAAAAAGCUAAACCGCAGAACAGGAAAGGCAACAGUAGGAUUCACAUUGUUUGGGAAGGAGAGCUUAGUAGAUCUGGAAGUCAAUGAACUUUCUCUUUUAGAGACAAAUUGAUGUAAAUGUAUCUUUCCUUCUAAUCAUUAUUUAUUGGGUUUUUGCGUAAUAAAAAAGAAGAAGAGGCAGAGGAGGUUGUCCUUAGGGUUUCGCUCGGGGAAAGAAGAGGUCAAAGGGAGCAGCAAACAGAGCAGAGGGAAUUGAAAGAAAUUUGUGAGCUUUCUUGUUUCUCAUUGAAGAUAGCCCGAGAGACAGAGUGCUAAAGGGGAAGAAAGCUAGAAAGUGAGGAAGGACCGGAGAAAGAACAACGGUCUUAAGGUGGGUUUACCAAUUAUAAGGUAAAGCAAGGGCGGGUCUCCUAAGGACGAUUAGAGAGGCAAA
This is a messenger RNA of Carica papaya (papaya), 1464 nucleotides long. RefSeq names its product plastid transcriptionally active 13 (gene PTAC13). Lineage: Eukaryota; Viridiplantae; Streptophyta; Magnoliopsida; Brassicales; Caricaceae. The record is from RefSeq and is a predicted model, not a curated record. Gene Ontology annotation, biological process: transcription elongation-coupled chromatin remodeling; DNA-templated transcription elongation.